UGUAAAUGUGUGGUUUGUUUGUCGAAUCAUAUGGGAGUGUAUGUUCUAUUUAAUUAUAAAAGAAUCUUAGAUGUGUCGUUACUUAUGUAGUUAGUACUACCUUAAAUAAUAAAUUGUUAAAUCACUGCCAAUAAAAUAAGCCUCAUCAACGAAAAUGGACCCUAUUGAUCUGCUCGAAAAGCGAAUUGCCGCCUUGGAACUCGAGGUCCUUCCAUUCGCAAAAGAAGUUGGUCCGGAUAAAUCUCAACUAAUAACCGAUUUACUCAUCCAAACACAUUCGAUGACCACCACGGCCUUGAGUUGCAGAGAGGUCAUAACGUCGAUAUUACGACGGAUGGAAGUGAUUAAUGAUUACUUAAAUCCGGCAUACUGCGACACCCAGUUAGACAUUCAAGACAAGAAGCAGUACAUACUGGAAUUGUACCCGGAAAUGAAGAAAACCAUGCAGCUGGUGGUCGACUUUGAAAGAUUACGCACCUUCCUCGAUUCGCCCUCUAUCAAUAACAUUCCCUCAUUAGUUGAUAAACUGGAGAGACUAACAAUUUCCAAUGUUAAUACGUACCAGGAAUGUAAGGAGGUCACUAACAAAAUUUUACAAGCUUUACAACAAUAUAAUGAUAUAACAAAGUCUAUUAAAAUCUUAUUUGCACAGCUUGAAGAGUCAAUUACUAAUAUUGAAAUAUCGCUUUUACCAAAAGCUAAAAUUGAUGAAUAGAUUCGUUAUUAAUGCGUUUCAUAUUACAUAUAUACCCUUUACAUGUUUCGUUUGUGUCCUUAUAGUCUAAUUUAUUUAAUUUUGUAUUGUUGAUGUACUUAUAGCUUUUGAUUUGGAAGACCAAACCUACUCUUAUCAGGUAUGAUCUACGAUGAUUUAACUAAAUAAAAUGUUCUCCAAUC
This is a messenger RNA of Photinus pyralis (common eastern firefly), 897 nucleotides long. RefSeq names its product dynactin subunit 3-like. Gene Ontology annotation, biological process: cytoskeleton-dependent cytokinesis. Lineage: Eukaryota; Metazoa; Arthropoda; Insecta; Coleoptera; Lampyridae. The transcript is spliced from 2 exons. The record is from RefSeq and is a predicted model, not a curated record. Bases 155 to 715 code for a protein of 186 amino acids. Gene Ontology annotation, cellular component: dynactin complex.